AUGUUGCUCAACAUUGCUGCUGUCGCUACCGCCUUGUUGGCCGUUCCUGGUGUUUUCGCAACACCUCAACUCUUCGAUCUGCCCGUGGCCUUUUUGGCAAACAAGCAAGUCACAUACGAGACGUCAACAGUGUCCCAUUGCUUUACGGCCUUGGGACCUUCUAGCGUCUGGGAAGUGCGGACGUCAUACCGGACAAAGACCAUACAUCCUCCGGUAUUGCGAGCUACCAUAACCACCACACCUACGAGUACCGUGACACCUUCCCCAGUCACCAGCACAAUCGUUUCACAAACUCUGACCACGGUUACUGUGACUAACCCCGCGGUCAUCGACACAUUCUCAACGACCUCCACCAUCACCGUCAUUGAGACAGUAACUAUAACGCCAACUACGACCACCACAGAAACUGAAACUGUCAGUGCCGAUACUACUACCACGACAGUAAUUCCAACGAGUUCCGGUUUUUUCCCGGUUCAAGACACCAGAGACGGCUAUCCUACUCCUAUAAUGAAUCCUAUGAAGCGAAACCUGGAGCUUGAAUCUCAUGCUCUAGAGCAUGGCGACGACUGUGAUUGUCAGGGGCCAGGCUGGGGAAAGUAUCCAAAAGAGGUGAAAUGUGUGGAGAAGAUCGAAAUCUUCACAAAAGUUAUUUUUACAACAACAGCAAGUACCGUGACGACGACGCUCUCGGCCUCCACCACGACCGUCGUGUCUGUGUCGACCGCUACCUCCACGUCGACUGUGGUUCCAUUCCCCGUGAAGACAACCCUCUCAUUUAGCACGACUAUCACCACGGCUUCAACUACGGUCGCCCCUACUUUCACAUCGACCACGACUACUACGACCACCAUAUUUACUUCCACCGCCUCCGUGACGGAAUACGCCGCCUGCAAUGAUGAGAGAAAUUACGUCACACAGGGCUCAAACGGCUUAAACAUUGACAGCGGUUUUGGAUUGAUUAACGUUCAACAAGCGUCACGUUUUCCGAUUGGCGAUGCUUACAGUUGCUGUGUUCUUUGCCAAAAUAACACCAUUCGCAACUGCGCGGUUUCCUACAUAUAUAUGGGUACCAGUGAUCCAUUCUGCAUCCUCGCCACUUCCUCUGAUACUUGUACGCCUGAAACUCGGGCUUUAUCCUAUCAAGAAACGGGACAGAACCCUCCACUUUUUAAUAUUUCUAACGGCAAUUGCGGUUUCGCACUCGAUGCCGGUUUUCUUGGUUAG
Molecule: messenger RNA, 1224 nt
Organism: Aplosporella prunicola CBS 121167
Lineage: Eukaryota; Fungi; Ascomycota; Dothideomycetes; Botryosphaeriales; Aplosporellaceae
Exons: 2
Coding region: 1-1224 (407 amino acids)
Source: RefSeq, a predicted model, not a curated record